Messenger RNA from Phlebotomus papatasi, 1480 nucleotides. RefSeq names its product probable phenylalanine--tRNA ligase, mitochondrial (gene PheRS-m). The record is from RefSeq and is a predicted model, not a curated record. Gene Ontology annotation, molecular function: tRNA binding; phenylalanine-tRNA ligase activity; ATP binding. The coding region runs from base 98 to 1414 and encodes 438 amino acids. Lineage: Eukaryota; Metazoa; Arthropoda; Insecta; Diptera; Psychodidae. Gene Ontology annotation, biological process: phenylalanyl-tRNA aminoacylation. Gene Ontology annotation, cellular component: mitochondrion; cytoplasm. The transcript is spliced from 2 exons.
AUUCCAAGAAUAAAAACACCAGCGCCAAAGUGGUGGGAACCUGAAACUCCAACUCAUCGAUUCCAUAUUUCGUAAUCGAUUAGAAAAAUUGUAAACAAUGCCGGGUGCAAAGAAUUUUCUAAAAAUCCCUAGAAUUUCCACUACUUUUCCCAGAAUUAUCAUCCGUACUCUUUCUACCAAACCUAUUGGUAAUUUAAAAUCAACUCUCGAGAUUAAUCGCCGCGUGUAUCAACCAGAUCAGUGGACAAAUGUUAAUCCAAGAAUCCUGUCGUUCCUCGAGCGACGAAUUCACGUCCAGGAACAUCAUCCACUGUCUAUAGUGCGUCAGAGAAUUGUGAAAUUCUUCGGGGAGAAGUACAGGAAUUCUAAAGGCAAUCCCCUGUUCAGUACACAUGAUUCUCUGAGUCCAAUUGUAAGUGUUGAGCAGAACUUUGAUAGCCUUCUGAUUCCCAAAGAUCAUCCAAGUCGGGAGAAAUCCCAAUCCUACUACCUCAACAGGGAGUUCAUGUUGCGGGCUCACACUACAGUGCAUCAAGCUGAGCUCAUCACUGCAGGAUUGGACAAUUUUCUGGUUGUGGGAGAUGUCUACAGACGAGAUGAAAUAAAUUCCACCCACUAUCCAGUCUUCCACCAGCUGGAUGCUGUGAGGAUUCACACAAAAAAGAGUCUCUUUGGAGAACUUGAUCUUCAAGUUAUGGAAGAAAAUCCUCCUGCCCUGGAGGAAUCCACCCAUCAGUCUUAUCACACCCUCGAAGCUGUAAAGCUAACUGAGCAGGAACUAAAAGAUACCCUUGUGGGUCUUGUCAAGAGUCUUUUUGGCCAGAAAGUUAAAUAUCGCUGGGUAACAACAACAUUUCCCUUUACUCAUCCCUCCUGGGAGCUCGAAAUCUUCCAUCGUGAUGAAUGGCUAGAGGUUCUAGGCUGUGGAAUCAUGCGUCAUGAGAUUCUCAGACGAUGUGGCCAUGAAAAUGCAAUUGGAUAUGCUUUUGGAUUAGGCCUAGAGCGUCUAGCAAUGGCACUCUUCCAGAUUCCUGAUAUUCGUCUAUUUUGGAGUCGUGAUUCUGGUUUCUUGAACCAAUUUCACAAUGAUAUGCCUCCGGGGAAGAUCUACAAACCAGUUUCACUUUAUCCUCAAUGCUCAAAUGACUUAUCCUUCUGGCUGCCGGGCACUUCCAGCCCGGACUCCUUUGACAGCAAUGAUUUGUAUGACGAAGUGAGAAGUGUUGGCGGAGAUAUGGUUGAACAAGUUCAUCUUCAUGACCAAUUCACACAUCCUAAAACAGGAAGGACAAGUCUCUGUUUCCGAAUAAUCUACAGACACAUGGAGAAAACUCUAACGCAAGCAGAAGUCAACGAUAUUCACGAAAAAAUAGGAAAAACUCUUGUUGAGAAGUUCAGUGUAGAAAUUCGAUAGUUUUUUUUUUGGAAAUAGCGUGAUAUUUAUUGUUGAAAUAGAGAAAAAACAGUCUAAUCAUCUUCA